AUAGGGGAAGAUAAUCGCAUUUCAAAAGGUACGGCUUUUGCGACAAUCAGAGAGUUUACGUCAGCGUUGCCUGAAAAUGUCGUCACAUCCAGGGAGUCGGAGGUUUUCUAAAAGAGGAGGGAAAUUUACACGGCCGCAGUUAGAAAUUGUUCGAAAAUAUUUACAAACAAAAGAAAAUCCCGAUAGACAAUCAUUGUUAAACGCCAAUUUUGAAUGGGACAGUAGUUCGGAUGGCCCGCUAGUGCGAUUUAAGACGGCAUGUAAACGUCUCCGUUUGAACGACGAGAAUAUGCUAAUACACAUUACAGGGAAAAUUGUCAUCCCUGUGGAAGAAUUCAUUUCUACAAUACAAAGAGCCCACAAAGGAGAGAAAGAGGAUGAACAUUUGCAUUUUUCUGGAACACUCAAAAGGCUGUCAGAAACCUACACUAUCGGCCGAAGAACUUAUGGCAUGAGCAAGAAACUUAUAGAAGCUGUUGUUAAAUCCUGUAACUCUGGACUAUGUUGGAAAGAGAAGAAAAAUAAAAGGAAAAGAGAAUAUGAAGAUACAGUAAAAAGGUUUACAAGAAAAUGUUUCAUAAUGGGAGAACCAACAGUGGUUAGUAGUCAAAUCCAAAAUGAACAGGAAGUUACCAAACACAUCCAAGGGGAAACAAAUGAUAACAGUCAAGCAUGUGACCCUUCCACUUCCAGUACAAAUGCUAAUGGCAAAGUUAAAAAGAAUGAAAAAUAUAAAGUUAAACUAAAAAAGAAGAAAAAAAUACUUGUAAACAAAUUGCCCUCUUUGGUGCAGAUGAUACAAAAAUCGACAACAGUCACAGCCUCCACUGCAACAUCAAAUAAAUCAGAGAUCAUUUCAAUUGGUCCAUUUCCAGUGUCUGUACUUAAAAAUGGAACAGAUACUGGUCAGUACCAGUUAGGACUACUACUUCCAGUUGUAAGCCAACAGGGAACCAUGUCACAGAACACAGCAACAACUGGCAACACAGGUAACAUGAGAUCAUUGUGUAUACCAGUUAUGAAUGUUUCAUCUGCACCAGGAGUUAGUGGUGUUACUGGGAAGGUUGCCUCUAGUGUUAAUGUAUCUGGAAACAUUACAAAGACUAUUAACUUAUCACAAAUGCAAUUUUCAACUCUAUUGCAAAACAUGGCAAAAAAUAGUCAAACUGAUGAUAUGAAUAAAGUUUCAACUUCAUCAAAAUCGAAUGAUGAAAUUAAACAUCAACCAAACAUGGUGAUAAAGGUACCUUUAGAGAAAGGCAAUUCCUCCUUGAAACUCACAUCAAAACAGAAAUUACAAGUUCAGUCAAAGGAAAUAUCUCAAUCACCUUCAAAAGAAGAGCCACCUCAGAAAAAAACUAAAAUUGUAAAAAUAAGUACAGAUGGGAAAGUAUAUACAUGUACUGACAUGAAACCAGCAAAUGAGGAAAACUUGAACAAAAGUGAAAAUGAUGAUGUUAUUAUCGUAGAUGGUAACGAAACGGAUGAAAAUAAUAACCUUAAUGACAACAGUUCUCUAAGCCAAAGUAUAGAAUUAGAUGAAGACUGGUCUAAUGAAAAUUUCCAAGCUUUGGAGUAUGUAAAGAAUAGUGGAAUGUACAAAAGUUGCCUAAAAGCUUUAUGUAGUUUGGGUACAGAAGACUUCGAAACUGUCAUGGACCGAAUGGAUGCUAAUGUUUUUAGUGAGGGACCAAAUCCAUUUGUUAAAUCUUACCAUCCAGUCACAGACCCUCCUUACCCACAUAUCUGGUACUUCUAUCAUGAGAUAAGUCAAGAGAAGAAUAUUUUCAGUAGAAUGAUGAUAGUAAUGAAGGACAUAAGAAUUGAUAUGAUGAGGAGUCUGAUGCAAGAGUUACUUGCCCAUGAUAGGUUAAAGAGAAAAAUAACAUACAUGGAGUCCUUGAUAAAGAAGAAUAAAGUCUACCUGGACAUGUGUGCUGCUAAAUCUUUCAAAAGGAAUAGAAAGAAGAGACAGAAAGAUAAAUUGACAAAAUGAACAUAGAAUAUCACUCUGUUUAUUGACAGUCAAAAAUGUUACAUAAUGUUUGUGUAUUGAUAAGUUAAAAUGUUACACAAUGUUUGUGUAUUGAUAAGUUAAAAUGUUACAUAAUGUUUGUGUAUUGUGUACAAAUUAUUCAAGAAAUCACAUGUUAGUCACUUUUACCUAGACUUAUUGUAUCUUUGACAAUUUAAACCACGAAAAUUUAACUGGUGUCACAUAUGGCUAGGUCAAACAAAAACAAUGAUAGGAUUGUUUUUUCCAGAGCAGUAAAACCAAGUUGACUACUUGACAGCCUUGUGAUAUCCAUGUGUGACAAUUAGCCAUUAACGUCAUAUAUGUUUUUUAAAGUGGUCUAGAAAGAUUUAUCAUUGACAAUUUACUAAAAAAAAUAUGACAGACUUUUGGGUCUACAAACAUUUGUUUUUCAAUUUGCCUUUCAAAUAAUUUUAAAGUAUGCAAAAAUAAAAGCUCAUGUGUUUGGAAACUUUAAUUAUUUACAAUAAAUUAAAAGAUAUCAUUGUUAAAAGGCAUUUCAUAUCCUCCUUAAUUUUCUUGCAAAAUUUUAAAUUGUUCCAAGGAUAACAUUCUUCAAUCGUUUCAAAAUAAUGCUACUUCCACUGAUGAAUAGUGUGUUAUAAUGUGGACACUUCAAUUCAGAAAAAUCAGUUGUGACUUCACUAUGACAUCAUUAAAUCGAUGUUUUUGACCUUAAAAGGCAUUUUUACCCAUAGUUUUUGGUAAAAUUAGAUAUGAGCCAAGGCCUUACCCAAAAAGAUAAUUGACAAAAAUUAGCAUUUCUGUAAAAGACAUCUUUAUGGAAGAUAUCUUUUUGGGUAAAGUCUUGGCUGAUAUCUUUAAAAAUUGAUAAGCUCUAAACUUAGGUUAUUUUGGCAGAUUUUGUAUCUGCCUGAAAUACAAGAAUUUUGAAACCCAAUAGCAAAUAUGUAAAACACAAUUUAUAAAUCCGACAGACUUGUUACAGUCUUGUGAACAUCUGAUGUGUUUUAUUUAUGGAUUUAUAACACUUUUUGAUUUUUCAAAUUAAUGGGACCAAAAAUGUGGCCUUAUCAUACCUUCUCUUUAGGUAAAUUUCCUGUAGGGUCUAAACGAUGUAUUUGAGGCCUGGCAAACACAUUCAGAGAAGGACAAACCUUUUUAUUUGGUCAGCUGAUGAAGAUUUCAUCAAGAAAAUACUUUCUUUCUUAUAAGAUAAAGUAAAUAUUUCCUGCAUAUCAAACAGCAGUUUGUAAAGUAUUGUGGGAAUUUUGUUUCAUAUUUGGGAAGAAAAUUAUGACAGAGUGGCCCACUACAUUUUUCAGGUUUUCUGAUAUUUCCUUGGAUAUUUUUGUUCUUUUUGUUUUCAAAACUUUACAUAUGAGGAAUAGUAAUAUGUGUCUAAUACAAAUGUUAAAAAUUAGUUCAAUAUUUAGCAUCCCAUGUUAUAGUUUCCUUUUCUGACUUGUGAAUAAAAAUAAUUCAUAAUGGCA
Messenger RNA from Mytilus californianus (California mussel), 3489 nucleotides. RefSeq lists its product as uncharacterized. The coding region runs from base 77 to 1996 and encodes 639 amino acids. NCBI's taxonomy places the organism in Eukaryota, Metazoa, Mollusca, Bivalvia, Mytilida, Mytilidae. The record is from RefSeq and is a predicted model, not a curated record. The transcript is spliced from 5 exons.